AUGAGCGGGGUCGCAGAUCUUACGGAAUUCAUUUUGACAGCGUCAAUCCUCCAACCGAAUUCUUCAAUCGACCAGAUCAAGGAUAUCGUAUCCCAUAUUCCGAUGGCUAGUACUCUACGAAAGAAAUGCGAAUUGGCGAUUGCUUUUAGAGAAGGAAGGCUCACCAAUAUCAUGGCUAUUGGAAAAUCAAUGAUGGGUCUGGAAAUCUCCAAUGGAGAUGAGAAUCUUCCGGUGCAACAGUAUGUCGACUCUCCAAAUCUUUCUAAUGUAAGUCAGAGAAAUUCACUUCAAGAAAAAGAAAAGCGGAUUUGUUUGAGUCAAACAGAACGCAAUUUUGUUUUGGAAAAGAUGAAUGCAAAAGAUGGAGCCCUUUCCAAAGAAGAGAAAAUGGAAAUUGCAACUGCUCUUGGUCAUACCUAUCGUCGUGUGUCUAAUCAUAUCACAAAUGUAAAAGCUAUCCGCAAACGAAAAAUCCGAAAGCAGGAACAGAAAGAGAAAUUGGAUUCAGUUUCGGAAAACAGUUCUCCAAUCGACAAGAUCAAGGAUAUCGUAUCUCAAAUUCCGAUGGCUAGCACUCUUCCAAAGAAAUGUGAAAUGGAAAUUGCUUUUCGAAAGGGAAGACUCACUGACAUCAUGGCCAUUGGAAAAUCGAUGGUGGGUCUUGGAAUCUCCAAUGGAGAUCAGAAUCUUCCGGUGCGACAGAACAUCGCUUCCCCAGUUCUUUCCAACGUUUCUCAAAGAGAUUCACUUCAAGAAAAAGAACAUCGGAUUUGUUUGAGUAACGUCUAUCCCCCAAUUCUGACUCUGGGAGAUUUACUCAAAGAGAAAAAAAAAUACGAAUCGUUUAAGCGUAAGUUUCCCAAUAGAUGCCUAAUUCCCAUUGACAUAUUUCAGUUUUCGGAACGAAGAUACAUUUUGGAAAAGAUGGCUCAAAAAGAUGGAAACCUUUCGAAAGAAGAAAAGGCGGUCAUUGCGAUGGCUCUUGGUCUUACUGAUCGUCGAGUUUCUAGAUAUAUCAAUGAUGUGAAAGGUGCCCGCAAGCGAAAAAUUCAAAGGCAGGAGCAGAAGGAAAACCUGGAUUCAAUUGUGGAGAACAGUUUGGACUACGACGCAUCUUACUGA
Caenorhabditis briggsae is the source of this 1122-nucleotide messenger RNA. Bases 1 to 1122 code for a protein of 373 amino acids. The transcript is spliced from 8 exons. The record is from RefSeq and is a predicted model, not a curated record. NCBI's taxonomy places the organism in Eukaryota, Metazoa, Nematoda, Chromadorea, Rhabditida, Rhabditidae.